AUGUGCAUCUCUGCUGAACAUCAAUUUGUUGCCAAGAGACGACGAGACAGGGCUUCCAUGGCUGCGUCCUCCAAGGCCGGCAGCGGACCCGAACAAGUAUUGGUAUCCGCCAAAAAGGACGAGCUUCUCGAAGCCUGUCUAAGAUACGAUUGGGAUCAAGUCAACCAUUUGUGUCGCACCUUUUCUUCUGUCUUGAUUCGGAAGAAGGAUAGCGAACACACCGACUUGGUUCGUCAACAAUUGAUCUAUCAAGAUGCCUGGGGCAACACGGCCUUGCACGCCGCCUGCCAUUACGAUCCUCCUUGUGUCAUCCUAAAACAAAUUCUCAAAUUGGCAAAGGCUACUGGCGUCUGCCAUUCUCUUUGCACGCUCCCCAAUGCCAAUGGAGCCAUUCCAUUGGUCGUUUGCUGUACGACAGGCGGAGCUUCCUUGACUUGCCUCUUGCUGUUGCUGGAAGAAGUUGAUUCCAAGGAGCAAUUGUGCGACUCUGAGGGCAACUCGGCUAUUGACGGACUUUUGAAGAGGUAUCUAAUGUUGCGCAAGUUGCCCAAAUUUGCCAAGCAAAUGAAACCCUUACAGGAAAUCAACUCUGUCCAUUCUGCUGGAAACAGCAACUCAUCUGUAAUGAUCGAAAUGGAUGACCUGACCGUUGCUGGCUUUGAUAAAUGCUGGACCAAAAUGGAACUAAUCAUGAAAGCCGCUUGGGUUCUCGAUUUCCAAUCGUUGGAAGAUUGGAGUCCAUUGCAUGGGGCUGCCAACAUGGCCUCGCAGAUUCCACCAGAGCUCUCGGAAUUGUUGGUCCGAUGCCACGCAAACAUGGUUUCUACUUUAGUUGGAGGAGCACUCCCAUUGCACUUGGCAAUUGGCCAAAGAGCAAAUGGCAGCACACACCACCAAGACAGUUGCACAGCAAGCUUUGUGCAACACUUGAUCCAUGCGGAUUCAUCCACUGUUUCCCAUGUUAACCCCAAAACGGGACAAUUGCCAUUGAUGCGAGCCAUUGAGGCUGGUUUUUCAUGGCAAUGCACAGCAGAUACAGCUACAAAUGAUGGUAUUCUAAAGCAAUUGUGGGCUGCCUACCCGGAAGCACUGGAAGAACAAGAUUCCCAAUCUGGACUUUAUCCUGCUUUAUUGGCAGCAACUACCACCACCACCACCACCAAGUCAGAUGACAAUCAUGCUGACCAGGUAGAAAAUAUCUUUAGCAUGCUGCGAUUGAACCCUUCAAUCGUUGCAGGCGGCUAA
Molecule: messenger RNA, 1245 nt
Organism: Cylindrotheca closterium
Lineage: Eukaryota; Bacillariophyta; Bacillariophyceae; Bacillariales; Bacillariaceae
Source: the annotation of a GenBank genome assembly